GUUCUAGCAUUUUCCACCAGAGGCUAAACAGCCUCCCUCAAUAAAUAGAAGUAACCGCUUCACUGUACGUACAAUACCGGAGAAGGAUUUCUGAUUGCGGUUGUUCGGAGGAAGGGAAGAAAAUGGCGGAGGAAUUGGCUUUGGACUUGGAGGAACUCAAGCACCUUCAAAGCAUCGCGAAGAGGCCUCGGGUUCUCUCCCUCAUAUCAUCUGAGAUUAGCAACCUAGAAAAGGAUUCGAAGAAGGCUGAGCCUUCUCCUGCUGCCCAAAUUCCAACUCCAAUAUCAACUUCGGCUAAGUUGCCUUCUAACCCAGCACUGAUUUACUCUACACUUAGUUCAUUCAGCUGGGAUCAGGAUAAUGACAAAGUUAAGAUAUAUAUCUCUUUAGAGGGAGUUGACCAGGAAAAAAUGGAGACAGAGUUCAAGCCUAUCUCAUUUGAUGUCAAAUUCCAUGAUGUUCAAGGGAAGAAUUACCGAUGUGCCAUUCCAAAAUUGAGCAAGGAGAUUGUACCUGAGAAGUCUAAGGUGUUGGUUAAGCCUUCAAGGGUUGUCAUCACUUUGUUCAAAGCAUCCAAAGGCAAUUGGUUAGAUCUGCACCACAAAGAGGACAAGCUGAAGCCAAGUUUGGACAAGGAACGAGAUCCCAUGGCUGGAAUCAUGGACUUAAUGAAGAACAUGUAUGAGGAAGGGGAUGAUGAAAUGAAGAGAACAAUUGCCAAAGCAUGGACUGAUGCAAGAUCUGGCAAGACAGCAGACCCUCUGAAUGGCUACCGCUAAACCAGAGCUUGGAAAAAUGGGGUUCAUGGAUGACAGGGAUAAUUCUCAUUGAUGCUUUUGUUAUUUUCACCCAGUUUUUGUUAGAUAACGAGCAUGUGAUGGAUGUUAUCUUUUAUUCCAAGUUGUGUGAAGCUUUGUUUCUGAACAUUUUGUUAAUUUUUCUGGCUAUAUAAUCUUUCCAACAUUAAUACCGUGUAGAAAUGUGCCAGCUUUACUAAAAUUGAUGUUGGGCU
This is a messenger RNA of Rubroshorea leprosula, 1012 nucleotides long. The record is from the annotation of a GenBank genome assembly. NCBI's taxonomy places the organism in Eukaryota, Viridiplantae, Streptophyta, Magnoliopsida, Malvales, Dipterocarpaceae.